Messenger RNA from Anneissia japonica, 2462 nucleotides. Its product is annotated as endosomal/lysosomal potassium channel TMEM175-like. The record is from RefSeq and is a predicted model, not a curated record. Lineage: Eukaryota; Metazoa; Echinodermata; Crinoidea; Comatulida; Comatulidae. Gene Ontology annotation, molecular function: proton channel activity; potassium ion leak channel activity. Gene Ontology annotation, cellular component: lysosome; endosome.
UCAAUUAAACUGUAAAUCAAGCGUACAUUUCAAACGCAGUUACCCACUGUCCAUGCUUGCAGCUGUGUCUUUUGAAAAGGAAGACAAUCAACACAGGGCAUGACGUCUGUCAAUACUGACGUAUCCACCGGAGGAGGAAAGGGAAACCCUGCCUUUGAAAUGAAUGAGAACAUCGAAGAGUCAAACUUGGAACCUGAAGAGCCACUUCGAGAAGCUAAAGUAGUUGAGAUGCAGUUUCAUCGCUUCCUAUCGCCGAACAGGUUAUGCACUUUCAGCGAUGCGGUGUUUACGAUUAUUGUUACUAUAAUGAUUGUCCCAUUAUCUUCUUCUGUUGAUGAUUACGACCCAGAUGUGAAUAUUCAGCACAAUGAGGAAUAUUGGCGAUACUGUGAUUGUUAUAAAUGUGAUUAUGUUACUGAUUGUUAGUCUAGUCCCGUUUUUCUCAACACUUCUAGGCGAAUUUCCGAUGGAACCUUUAGCGAUUGUACUCCAAGGAAGCUGUUUCCUAAUCAUUGUCAUCCUUGAGGCACUUAUACUCGUUGUAGCUUUCAGUAGGCCUAAAAUGAUCGAGUCGGAGUUUUUAACGUCCACUGAAAAGCCAACCAUUCAAGUAAGAUAUUGUAUUAUGUUUACAUUGCAAGCAGCGUGUGCUAUUCUAGCCAUCAGUGUAGCUACCGCAUCCCCAGAAACGUCAUGGGCGUUUCUUGUUCUCAUGCUGUUCUGCGGACUGCUCUGUGAUAUCAUCAUUGCAAUUUGUUCCUGUUUUCGAAGGCCUAACGGAUUUGACCAUGCGUACCAAUCGUGUAUAUCAUAUUUAGUUACUAAACGAAUUAGGGAACAUCUCCCAAAAGAGCGCGUGCAUAAUUUUUCUGACGGCGUGUUUGCCAUCGUUGCUACGCUCAUCAUUCUUGACGUCACGACCAGUGUUGUGCCUAGCUCUGAGUCAUUAACAGCCGACCUGAGGACAACACUCAAGGGCGAUUCUGAAUUGCUAUUAUCAUAUGCUGCAACUUACAUAACUAUAGGGAUGAUUUGGUAUAUCCACUACACAAUAUUUAACCACUUAGUGGUAUCGGUCUCUCGUGGAAUGAAUAUCUUUAACAAACUGACCUUGUUGUGCGUUGGGAUGUACCCGUUCAACUUUAAGCUCGUCUCUCUUUAUAGACAUAGUACAUUUGGAAGAAAUGAAAACGUAGCUGUUCAAAUAAGCUGUGCUCUACUGUUCCUAUCAACGGUGUCGCUGCUAUGUACCUGGGGAGUAGCACAUGUGAACGGUCUAAUAACCUUUUUAUGCGGCUUUCAGCGUGGGAUCUUCAGUGCGGUUAUAUUUGAAAUAAUACAAAUUUGUCUUCCAGUCGUUUUCCUGAUAAUACGCUUUAUAAUUGAUCGAUACCAUAAACACAAAAAUCACAGAACCAUGAAUGUAGCAUCGGAUGAUGUGAAAACAGACUUUUCAAAUCACAAAGACUCUUCUUCAAAACUAGAACCCGAAAUGAACAAAGUGUAAAUAGUUGGUAUCAACAGAGAGUCAUCGUCGAAUGCAUCUAUCAUCAAAAUGCGUCAUAGCUCUGCAUCUCCUCUUUCUUGUCCUUAUGGACAGGGAGCUUCUGAUUCCGUGACGACGGUACGGUCUACGACAUAAUGGCCUGACGUAGAAUCCGCUGCGCAUGCAAAGGACAUUGAGUUUUAGUUUCAGUUUCGGGGCCUCUCCCCGAAUGUUAAUCCAUUAAGAACAUAGCUAUUUGUUGAACCUUAGCAAAAGUAUUCAAAGGGCGGGGGCUUAGCGGAUAUGGUCCAUUUCAGGAGGCGCAGUGUGGUCAGAAUCUACGUUGAUGUACAGAGAACGCGGGAUGAUCAUGCUUGAAUGAAUCUGUUCAAGGGUCACGUCAUUACGUAAUAGAAAGCUCCCUAACUCAGUCUAUAGUUCUCAUAAACCAUGGAGGUAUAAACAUUUUAUACCUCCAUGUAUAAAUAUAACACCUUAUAAUUAGCAAUCAAAUGUUGCCUUAAUGAUAAAAGAAAAUGAUUAAUCAUCUUCGUUGGUUUUAAACAAAUUGUUACUCUUACUCACACAAUGUUCGUACUAUUUUUCUAUCUUUUAUUACUAAAACAUUACAUUAUAUAAUAAAUAAAUUCUAUCUUCAAAAAAUGUUAUACAAAUUUGCUAACAAAUGCUGAUACUACUGUAAUCCGUGUUUUAAAUUAGGCCUAUAUAAAAGUUUGAAUAUACUACGUACUGUCUACGUACAAGGUGAUCGGUCCCGGCUAAAUGAUGCAGCACGUAUGUAGUAGGUUUAUUUCUUGUUGUUUGUUUGCUUCAAAUAUUUUCUUACUUUUCAACGAAUUUUGUAAAAAUCAAGAAUAUUUUUAUCUGUCCUUCAGCCAAGAUCUAUAACCAAAGCUACACUAGAAUUUAUAUUUGAAAUAAGAAAAACUUAAACAGAAUAAAUAUGUAUUUUUUA